Toxoplasma gondii ME49 is the source of this 4007-nucleotide messenger RNA. Its product is annotated as ribosomal RNA large subunit methyltransferase J protein. The record is from RefSeq and is a predicted model, not a curated record. The coding region runs from base 540 to 3485 and encodes 981 amino acids. Gene Ontology annotation, molecular function: rRNA (guanine) methyltransferase activity; rRNA (uridine-2'-O-ribose)-methyltransferase activity. Gene Ontology annotation, cellular component: nucleus; preribosome, large subunit precursor; nucleolus. NCBI's taxonomy places the organism in Eukaryota, Apicomplexa, Conoidasida, Eucoccidiorida, Sarcocystidae. Gene Ontology annotation, biological process: maturation of 5.8S rRNA from tricistronic rRNA transcript (SSU-rRNA, 5.8S rRNA, LSU-rRNA); maturation of LSU-rRNA from tricistronic rRNA transcript (SSU-rRNA, 5.8S rRNA, LSU-rRNA); rRNA methylation. The transcript is spliced from 9 exons.
GGCCUUCCUUCUCAACGGAGGUCAAAGAGGUCGUCUCUCUCCUUGCCUGUCUCCUUUCGAAUACCCCACACGACGGCAGAGCAUCGAGAGGGUCAAGUUUCGCAGAAAGCAGGCAGAUUUUUUUUUAAUUUUCAAUCUUGUCCUCUUUUCUGUCGAAAACAAACUGCAUGGAGGCGUACAACUUCAUUCUCGCGGCACUGUUAGGGGAGGUCCUCGUUUUUCUGAUCUGAGAUUUGCCUGUCGUCACCGUCCUUGUUCAAGAAACCGCAUUCUCUUCUCUCUCACCUGCUCUCCACUUCUCUUCCUCGAGUCGCGCUACUGUCUCGCACCUCCAACGCUGUCCGUCUUCAGUGUCUUUCCUGUUGGCUUCUCUUUUCUCUCUUCUCUUCUCCUUUUCUCCUUUCCGUCUCCUCCUCCGCUUCCCGUCUCGCGUUCUGCCCUGUUUUCUCGAUUCUCUCUUUUUUCUUUCCUUUCUUUCCUUUCUUUCCUUUCUUUCCUUUCUUUUCUUCCUUUCUUUUCUUCCUUUCUCUUCUUCCACGAUGGCGGGGGGCGACAGCCAUAGGAAGAAGAAGACGGGGAAGCAGCGUCUGGACAAGUUCUACCACCUGGCGAAGGAGCAAGGCUACCGCGCUCGUAGCGCCUUCAAGCUCCUUCAGCUCAGCCAGCGGUUCCGCCUCUUCGAGAAGAGCUGCGCGAGCGUCGUCGACCUCUGCGCCGCCCCAGGAGGCUGGCUUCAAGUCGCAGCGAAGCACUGCCCGGUCGCAACGACGAUCGUCGGCGUCGACCUGGUUCCGAUCUCCCCCAUUCGCGGCGUCCAAACGUUCACGGGAGACAUUACAACGCCUCAGUGCGCUGCGAAACUCCGGAAACUUGUCAAGUUCGGCGAGGUCGACCUGGUUCUCCACGAUGGUUCGCCCAACAUGGGGACGGACUGGAGCGUCGACGCGUUCAGUCAGAAUGUCCUUGUGCUCUGUGCUGCGAAGCUUGCAUGCCAGCUGCUGGCGGCCGGCGCGACGUUCGUCUCGAAGGUCUUUCGUUCCGCAGACUACGCGGCGCUUCUCUACGUCCUGCAGACGCUGUUCGAGCGCGUCGACGCGACCAAGCCGCAGGCCAGUCGCGCAGUCUCUGCCGAGAUCUUCGUGGUCUGCAGAGGCUUCCGGAAGCCGCCAGUCCUCGACGAGCGGCUCUUCGACCCAAAGCAUGUCUUCCUGCAAGGCAGCGACGACGGCGACGCGCCGGCGGCCGCCCAGAAGGCCGUUCGCCGGUCGGGUGGAGACGACGGCGCUGCCCAACGACUCGCGGAAGGGGACGAGGCGGACGACGGGGAAGCGGCGAAAGAGGAGGAAGAGGACGAAGAGAGGGAAGGAAUCUUCUUCGGGAGUCGAGGCGGCAGGAAGGGCCAGUUCGCCGAAUUGGUGCGAAGACGCCUGAAGCGACACCGGAACGGCGACUUGCUCGCAGGUCUCCGACGAGUGACUGUAGACGAGUUCUUCAGAAGCAAAGAUCCAACGACGCUGCUCGUGGAGCAAGCGAGAGAAAUCUUCUUCCAGACGCCCGCCGUCGCUCUCGAGGAGGCGGUGCGCAACCACCGCCUGACGACGCCGGAGACACUCGCCUGUCUCGCCGACGUCCAGGUGCUUGGAAAGGCCGAACUCGCUGCGCUGCUCAAGUGGAGAUUUCGAGUGAAGAAAGACGUCUUCCUCGCGCUCGGCCUCCGGACGCACGCGGCUGCAGAGAAGCCGCCCGCUGGCGCGAAUGACGACGGAGAAGAACGCGACCGAGACGAGGCCGACAGCGCGGAAAUCGACGAGGAACUGACGCGACUGCAUGCGUCCGUGACUCGCCGCGAGGCCAAACAGCAGAAGCGACAGGCGCAGAAGCAGAAGCAGCUGGAAAUGCGCAAGAAGCUCACUCGAGGCGCGUUUUUCGACGAAGCUGAGGGCCCUCUGGAUCCGGACCUCUUCCAGUUCGACCGGAAGGCGAUCGACCUUCUGGAGAAGAAAGAGGCAAAGAUGGUCGACGCAGAACUCCUCCUCACUGGCGGAGAAGACGACGACGGUAACCGGAGGGGACGACAUGCAGACGGCGGAGAAGGCGAGGCCGUCGUCGCAGGCUCUGAAAGCGAAGCGGAGGAGGAAGGAUCUCUCGAGGAACUAGACGAUGUCGACAGGAUGGAGGUCGAGCUCACCCUCGCGCACCGUCUGAAGAAGCAGAGAGAAGCAGAGGCGUUGGCUGCGGGGCCGAAGAAGAAGGAAACGAGGAGGGAAAAAGUUACAGGCGAAUGGGUGAAUGAACUGCAGGCCUUCCGCAGCGCAAUGCAGAGACGCGCUGGCGAGGCUCUGGCCGAGCGACGAAGAGCCGAGGAAGAAGAAGACGAUGAAGAAGAAAAUGAAGAGGACGCAGAGGAUGCCAGCAAAGAAGUCUUCGAAGACGAGGCGCCUGCGGGUCUGCGGAAGGCGACGGCAGCCGACCGGUGGUUUGGCCAGCCAAUCUUUGCGGGCUUGGAGAGUCCCGGAGUCCAGGACGAGAGCGACGCGGAAUGCAGUCCGAUCGGGCGGUCUGCGGGGGACGUCGCGAGUGACGAGCAGCGUCUCUCGGACUCGGAGGCAAGUUCCGGAGACGACGAAGUCGAGACGGAGGCGACGAGCGACGUGAUGCGCGAACUCGCAGACGAAGAGCUUCCCGCGGUGCCUCUCUCUGAAAAACAGAAGCAGAAGAAGAGGCGCGCAACGCAGGCCGAGAAGGAGAGAAACAGACAGCAGCGCCGGCAAGCGACAGAUGGAAUCGUCGGGCCAGACUUCGACGACGAUGACGAUAAAACCGGACUGCGGGGAAAGACACGAAUUGAGGAGGUGCCGCCCCCGCCGGCGUUCCAGCGGCCUACUGACCCGGAGGAAAUCGCUCACAUUCAGGCCCUCGGCUCUUUGAUGGUGCAGAAAUCUACGAGAAUGGAUCUGUUGGAUGGCGCCUACAAUCGCUAUGCUUUCAACGACGAUGCGCUUCCCGAAUGGUUUGCUGAGGAUGAAGAAGCUCACACGCGGCCCGAGUUGCCAGUGACGAAAGAGCUGAUGCGGGAGUAUCGACAGAAACUUCUAGAUAUCAGUCGACGACCCAUCCGAAAGGUCCGAGAGGCGCGCGCUCGAAAGAAAAUGCGAGAGCAACGGCGGCUGCAGAAAGUGAAGAGCCAAGUCGCCGCGGUCGCAGAGUCCACGGAGUUCACCGAAGCUUCAAAGGCUCGCGCCAUCGACAAGAUCGCACGAAAGGCGAGACACGCGGAAGAGAAGCGAGGCAAGGACUACGUGGUGACGCGGCGCGUAGGCGGCGGCAAGCUGGCGCAGAAGAAGGCCGGGAAGAAGGGCGGAGGAAACAACAGAGUGAAGCUGGUGGACCGGCGACUCAAGAAAGACAAACGAGCAAUGAAGGCGGCUAUGAAGAAGAAGGGAGGACAGAGAAGAGGCCUGAAGAAGAAGAGCCGAAAGUCGUGAGGCGGUCGCGUCUCUUGGGGAGCGCUUCAGGAACGCAAACGCAGAGACGCGUUUCGCGGCUUCGCGGUGUCCCUGGCGCUGGGCUCUCUCUGUUGCUCUCGCGUUUUUUUGAGCGCGUGCGAAACGCGUUCUCACAACAAGCCGGUCUCUUCCAAAAGCGCGAAAGCAACACUCUCCGUGUGUCUGAAUGCCUUUCUGUUGAUGUUUGCACUGACCUAUUACAGAUGUGCUCAAAGAGAUAUCGACAUAGUCACACACACUUUUCUAUCUCUAUUCUGAUUCCCCCUUUUCUACAGCUUUCUUUUUCUGUCGACAUGUACUUGUCAUCUCUACGUCCCUAUUCUCCGUCCGCAUCCAUAAACUUCUGUACAUCUAUACAGAUAUUUACAUAUACAUAUAGAUGUAUGUAUAUAUAUUUGUAGAUGAAUCGACAUCUGGCCAGCGAUGGAAUUGGAUCGCUUCCCGCAGGGAAAACUGUAGACUGCCAUGUGUGGGUCGUCGAGGGUGGACGUGGACGCCUGG